CACGACAAUAGCUUCAAGUCUGACGGCCCAUUAAAAAACCGGUGCACAGACACACAAAGGACUACCAUACGAUGUGCGCACCGCGGCAGACAUGUAGUAAAUUUGAUAUUCCGUCUACAGUUAAAAAUUACAAAAAAAUGUUUUUCGGAAUCGGAACACUGCAGUUGUAUUUCUGCAGUAUCUGUGCGUUCUCCGCUCUUGUGUUCGCUGUAUCCGCUCUACACUUUUGGUUGUUAUCUUAUCCUUUGAGUGUUGUGCUGCCGAUAACGGGCAAGCAGGAAACCGGAAGUGAUAUCGCUUAUACUAUCCAGCCAUCGAUUGUACCGGAUAAUUCCACAGCCGGAUUGAUCUUCAUUCAUCUUUACAACAUCUCACAUUUGGCGUUUAACACCGUGCGGCGCAAGGCGCAGCCGAUCGACACAACAUGCGGUUACCGCAUAAUCUUCGUUGUCGGUCAAGUGUCGGCGAACAAAGUUGUACGGACACAGGCGCAGCAGCAUCGCGAUAUACUGCAGCUGCCGAAUAUCGUACAUAGUCAGGCCAGUCAAAAAUUAAUUAUACCGGAAGUGAAAAAAUAUGCAAAGGCGAUCUGCGGAAAGAGGCAAAUGGGCAUAAUUGUCACUGGAAAUGUGGAUACGCAAGACAGUUACAGGACCAUUUGGAGGAAUUCUAUAGCCUUUAAAAUAAAUCCAAAAAAAGAUUCAGGCGGUCUUAAACCAGACCUUGAUCGCUACGGUUGGUGUAUGGGAAACGCAUCCCAAACCUACGAAGAUCCCUAUAACGAAAAUGAUUUGCUGACCUUUGCGCAGCAUAACCGACCCGAUUCCACGGCUGACCUGAUCGGCACUGCCGGAUCCGAAGAAAUUAAACAGCUUCAUUAUCUUCUUCUGGAACCGCAAGACCAUAUCGUAAACAAACAAGAAUUUCAACACAUUAUUAGUGAACCGGCUCUCUGUGUGCGGCUACGACGUAAGCCGCCGUAUUUGCUUAUUUUCACUCAUUCGUCGCCGGCUAAUUUCCGCCUCCGGCAGAAGAUUAGGGAAACGUGGUACAGCCGGGAAAGUCGAACAAGGAACAACAUUGUUAACCUGUUUUUCCUAGGAAUUUCAUCGACAAACCUGUCGUCACAAACACAACGUCAGAUUGCGGCUGAAAGUGCCAAAUUCCACGAUAUCAUUCAGCUGGACUUCAUUGACUCGUACCGGAACCUUACUUUUAAGCACACAGCGGCGUUGAAAUACCUUACUGAAAACUGUCAAAAUAUCACAUAUAAAUUUGUACUAAAGACGGAUGAUGAUAUGGUUCUGGAUGUCGACAGCAUAGUUUUUUAUAUGAAAAAACUCUUGAAGAACCGCUUGGCACCGCCCACACGCACAAUAUACUGCAGUCACUUGAUGUACCGGGAAGUUAUAAAGCGGAACACCACAUUUAAAUGGUACAUCUCCCCCGAAGAAUAUCCAGGUCGCACUUAUCCUCCAUAUUGUUACGGUGCCGGCUACCUAAUGACGCCUGAUCUCAUUGGGGACCUUUACAACAUGUCCCUAUACAUGCGCCGGUUCUGGGUAGACGAUGUGUAUAUUUCCGGUUUUGUGGCACGUAAUCUGCGCAAUGUACGGCAUGUGCAGUUACCUAACCAGAUUCCCGUAUUCUCAAAGAAAUCUUCCGCGCUGGAGAUCCUACAGAAAAAGCGCUGGUUGGUACACACCUAUAACGCACCAACAGCAUUCGACCGGAUAUGGUCAACGUUCAGCACACGAUGGAACACGACGGCAAGGGAAUCGUUUAAGCUGGCCAAUAAUCUUUCGGAUGACAGUAUUUUCAGUGUUGCAUGACGUAUAUUUUGUUAUAUAAAUUCACCGUUGAUCUCUGAUCUACAAAAUUUGCUCAGAAAGCAGGCUAUAUUAAAAUUACUUAACUUGCUAAGCAUGUAUAUUGAGUAUUGCUCAUGUACGGGAUGGUCAGUUGCAUAAAAAAAAUAAAGCUACGCAA
This is a messenger RNA of Paramacrobiotus metropolitanus, 1989 nucleotides long. RefSeq lists its product as uncharacterized. Gene Ontology annotation, cellular component: membrane. NCBI's taxonomy places the organism in Eukaryota, Metazoa, Tardigrada, Eutardigrada, Parachela, Macrobiotidae. The transcript is spliced from 6 exons. Bases 72 to 1832 code for a protein of 586 amino acids. Gene Ontology annotation, molecular function: hexosyltransferase activity. The record is from RefSeq and is a predicted model, not a curated record.